AGAAGACAAAAUAAUGAAAUACUAUUACGUAUUAAAAUUAAAUACUGGUAAAUUCUUAAUUCUUCAUUCGUGUCCUAACUCCUAACUCCUGAGGUGAGGUCCGUGUUUUGUCACAGAUGUUCUGCAGAAUAAACUUAUGGUUCGAGCUGAGACGACCGAAGACAGACUGAACACAAAUGUGGUUUUCACUGAAUAAGGCGGGAACGGCGAUAAUAGUUUCACGUCAAAGACCAUAAACUGCUGAUCUCCUGUUCAUAGCAGUGAAUUCAGAGCAUUUUCUCAUUGGACUUAAAAUUUCUGUUUUUAACCAUGCCAAUCUCGGAGAAAUCAUCUUCGUCCCGGUCUUUGCGGUUGUCAUCAGUGGCGGCUCGGGAUAUUGAUCCAUUGUUAAAGGAUUUAAAUGAAAAGAAGCAGAGCUUCAGGCGCAACGUGGUGUCAUUAGCCGCAGAGUUGAAGGAGGCGCGGAGCCGCCUUAUAUCACAAGAGCAAUCAUUUGCCAGAGAAACCCUAACAAGACAGGAAGCAGAGGUUAAAGCCAGGAACAUGGAAGAGGAAAUUGAUAGGUUGCAGAAGAGAUUGGAGGAGAGAAACAAGCGACUUCAGGCUUCAGCCUCUACCACAGAGAAGUAUUUAAAUGAGUUAGAUAAUCUUAGAACACAGAUCGCAUCAACUAGAGCGGCUGCUGAGGCAAGUGUUGCAUCAGCUCAAUCAGCAGAUCUCCAAUAUGCAGAACUUGUAAAAGAAUUAGAUGAGAAAAAUUGUUCUCUGAGAGAGCAGGAGGGUCGUUUCAUUAGGAUGGGAGAGCAACUAGAUAAUCUCCAGAAGGAUCUUCAUGCUAGGGAAUCUUCACAAAAGCAACUGAAAGACGAAGUUAUGCGGAUUGAGCAAGAUGUCAGGGAAGCCCUUGCGAAAGCGGGAGCAAACAAGAAUUGUGAACUGAGGAAAAUAUUAGAUGAAGUUUCCCCUAGGAACUUAGAGAAGAUACACGAGCGUCUGAUUGUUAAGGAUGAGGAAAUAGCAAAACUUAAGGAUGAUAUCAAGAUUGUGUCGUCUCAUUCGAAGUUCAAGAUUGAGGAAUUAGAAUCACAGUUAGAGAAACGGCGGUGUGUUGACCAGGAGCUGAAGAAGAGGAUGCUGAAACUGGAAUUUUGUCUGCAAGAAGCCCGUUCUCAGACACGAAAGCUUCACAAGAUGGGAGAGAGACAGGACAAAGCAAUAAAAGAUCUGAGAGAUCAGUUGGCAGCAAAACAACGAAGUGAAGUGGGUGCAGAAAAGCAAAACCAGAACUUCUGGGAAAGCUCAGGAUUCAAAAUUGUGGCGUCCGUGUCCAUGUUGAUCUUGGUGGUAUUCUCGAAGCGGUAGUUGGGGGUGUUCAAGUUCUUACCGUUAGGAAAUAAAUCAAAUAAUUCUUGUACAUAGAUUUAAGGAGUGCAGGGAAGUAGGAGAAACCAUUUUGCUGGUAGAAAUACUGUUUGAUAUAUAAAAAUAGUUUAGCUCUAGUUUACACUCCUAACGAGUUUUGCUGUCUGUCGUAAAAGUAAAAUGACGUCUAAUUAACUGUGCUUGAGGCUGUGGUUCGCCGUACUUGUUGGUUGUUUAAUGCAUACCAGAGGCGGUGGACCAAUAUGAUUUAUUAGUUAUUACUGUAAUCAUAACUUGGCGGAAUACUAUCACCAAGUAAUUGAUGCGCGUCCUCUUGGAGCGUUAAUUUAUUUUACUGGCAGAUGAGUCGUCUGCUUCAUAAAAGUUAGUCAGCUGUUGUGAUAAUUUUGGCCCUGUUUUCUGCCUUUUUGAGAACUCGAGCAAGCGUUCACUUCACAAUUAGCAACCAACUUC
Molecule: messenger RNA, 1836 nt
Organism: Prosopis cineraria
Lineage: Eukaryota; Viridiplantae; Streptophyta; Magnoliopsida; Fabales; Fabaceae
Product: nuclear envelope-associated protein 2-like
Exons: 6
Coding region: 310-1362 (350 amino acids)
Source: RefSeq, a predicted model, not a curated record